UUGUUUUCUUUCUAUCAUCGGCUAUUUGCGGCAGCUCUGGUGCUCUGGCCAGUUCUUAAGCAUAAACUUGCUGUUGCAGCUGGUAAGCGAUGUUCCUGCAGCGCACUCGUUGAUUUUCUUCACAAAUUUGUCAAAAUAUAUCGGCCCGCUCGUGCAAGCCGCUUCGUCGUAGCCGGUCGCAAACAGCAGCGAUGGCGGCGAUAAUGUGAGCGAGGAACCGCCGAAUUCGCCAAGUUCAUCAUGUCUUGCGACUACGCGAGCGGGCUCUCCGAGUACGCCGACAAAGGCAUCUGCGGCCAGCCCGAACACUUCGACGAGCAGUCGCUGCUCGAAGACAAGAUAGCGCGUCUCGCCGACUGGAUGCGUGCCUCCAAGCACAUCGUCGUCAUCACCGGUGCCGGCAUCAGCACUUCGGCCGGCAUCCCGGACUUCCGAGGUCCACGAGGCGUCUGGACCCUCGAGCAGCAGGGAGAGAAGCCCCAGGUCGACAUUUCGUUCGACGACGCCGUACCGACCCCCACACACAUGGCACUCGUGGCGCUCGCGCGGAGCUCUCAGUUGAAGUUUCUGGUCAGCCAGAACGUGGACGGCUUGCACCUCAAGUCGGGCUUCCCUCCGGAGAUCCUCACCGACCUGCACGGAAACAUGUUUCUCGACCGCUGCAACCAGUGCGGUCGCCAGUUUGUCAGGACCACGGCGACCAAGUCGGUCGGCCAGAAGCCCACGGGGGAGCCCUGCCCCGUGCCCAAGAAGAACGGCAGGCUCUGUCGCGGUCGCCUGCACGACUCCAUACUGGACUGGGAGCACGAACUUCCGGAGGACGCCAUCGACGCGGCCGACCUGCACUGCAGGGCCGCGGACCUCAUCCUGUGCCUCGGUUCCACCCUCCAGAUCGUGCCGUGCGGCGCGCUGCCUCUGCUGGCCAAGAAGACCGGAGGCAAGAUCGUCAUCUGCAACUUGCAGCCCACCAAGAUCGACAAGUCGGCCAACCUGAUCCUUCGCGCCUACGUGGACGACGUGAUGGAGAAACUGAUGAAGCAGCUGGGCAUCGCGAUUCCGUCCUACUCCGCUGAGUGCGACCCCACAAAGAUUAAACGCGAGGCGCCAAUGGAGUACCCGAAGCUGAGACUCCCAGAGGUCAAGGCGCCGGCGCCCCGUAAGUACAAGAAAAAGCCCCCGAAGAGAGAGAAUACCUCGCCGGCCAGUGAGAAGCCAGCGGUCAAAAAAGAACGCCGAUUGUCGUCCACCGAUGCGACCGGUUGACAGCAGGUCCUCGCUUUUUCAUUUUUUUUUUUUUGCAGCCAUAGCGACAGGUCAUGUGAUCAUUGUUGUAUAAUGUUUGUGUGUAGUGCGUCGUGAUGUGAUAUGAAGUGGCGGUGUUUGGGGCCACCGCUUUCAAAUACCCGCACGUCUUUAUACUGCUCCAAACAGAUGCCUCGUAUUGUGACGUGCUUUUGUUUAUUGCUUAUAGUGUAAACUUCGAUGUCAUUGUCGUUACAUUACCCUGAUGUUCUUUUAUCGAAGCGUGCAUCCAUGCGGCAUGCGGAGCUAACUUAUUUUAAACUUAACAGGACGUAUUCGUUUGCUUUUCAUGAUACUGAAUGCCCUCUUUUGUUUUUUCAUAGUUGUGUAAAAAUCGGAGUAGCCAAGACAUGUGCCGACAAUUACAUUACUUAUAAUAGCUGUAGCUGGAGGAAAUAAUUUACACAUCAUCAUAACUCGCAAAUCAUGCUGUUCAAAUGAAAACGUUGCUGACAUUCAUGAGCAGAUUUGUUUGGAGAGCAUGCACUAAUUUGUGAGACACUUGUGCAGACCGCAAGUUUAUCAAAAAUAAUUUUAAUUCCCAGCUGCUUGUUCAGUUGUGUAUCUAGAGGGAAUAUUAUUUGGUAAAAACUAACCUCAGCUGGAGACGGGUCGCUCAGGUGUGAGCCGGAUAUUUUGAGAAGCACGGACUGCUCUCAUCUUAAUGGCGGUGUGCAAAAAAAAAAUGAAAAUGGUGGCACAGAAGAAAGAAAACUAAAUGCAGUGCACAAUUGUGGGGCACUGCGUUUAGUUUGCCCCCUUCUGUGCUAUUGUCUUUUGGCACACCACCGUUAAAAGGACCCUGGAACGGUUUGGCGAUUUUCUGAAAACACAUUGAGCCGAUAAACCAAGUCCUAAGGGUAAUUCAAAGACCCCUAUGAGCUCUCUGCGUACACUGUGUAAUUUAUCACAAUGCUUUAAAGCUGCGAAUAGCUACAGGUCGUUGCGACUCGGCCAAACCCGUUUUCAACGGCCUGUUCACAGAGCGGCAUGCUCUGGCCAUUUGACAUCACUGGGGCUGCUCAUCUGAUUGGCUGCCAUGGGCUGUACAAUGUGCGAAAGGAAGAUUGUUUUGUGGGGUGGUGGCACCUGUCAGAGUAGAUAUGAACCUCUCUGUGAUCUCUGUCUCUCUUGCCAGACGGCGUGCAUGCUGCCGGAUGCACUGUGUGACGGCCUCCGAGACUACGCAUAGCCUGUCGACGUGCGAUGUCGGAGGACUAGACUGGUUAGAGCUCAAAUUGUCGAGAGCGCCAGCCGAUGCCAGGAUGCCUCAAGAGUUGAGGAGGCCGGGCAGAGCUGAGAAGGAGGGUAUGAUACAAUUGUCUGUAGCGGCCUUGGUUGCGGCGUGUCGCUAAGUUCGUGGUGCGAAUGGUUAGAUGAUGCUCUAGCCUAGACGCUGACAAAACUUCAAAAAAUCGUUCAGGGUCCUUUUAGAUCUUUUGAGCAGCUCUUUUUAAAUUCAUGACUCAGUAAAGGCUGGGCUGAGUAGAGUUACUUGAAAAAAUAUGCUGGAAUACAGAUGUUCUAAUUAAGGCACUGGAAGUCUAAAAUACAGAUACUGAGAUCCAUUUAUGUUUACCAUAACGGGAUAUUUAGGAGAUGCACUUGCGAGAGGGCAAAAAACGUAUUUCAGAUUGCAGGUACAGUUACUGGAAUACAUAUCCAUUUCGGGGAUGCUGAUACUCGGAAAAUACAUUUAAUAAAUGAGUAUUAUUGUGAAUAA
Molecule: messenger RNA, 3025 nt
Organism: Rhipicephalus microplus (southern cattle tick)
Lineage: Eukaryota; Metazoa; Arthropoda; Arachnida; Ixodida; Ixodidae
Gene: Sirt6
Product: sirtuin 6
Biological process (GO): negative regulation of transcription by RNA polymerase II
Cellular component (GO): nucleus
Molecular function (GO): NAD+ binding; transcription corepressor activity; histone H3K9 deacetylase activity, NAD-dependent
Source: RefSeq, a predicted model, not a curated record